CUGCUGAAAGUUAAUCGAACUAUACUACUGACCUGUGCUCCGUGAUCUGCAUUACCUCUCCUUGUAAUCCCCUGGAAUUGUGCAGGUAGUCCCUUGUGUGAUCUCCUGCAUUACUAACCACAUGGCAUCCCCCGUACGAUGAUGACAUGGCAGGCUGCCGUGUGGUGAGGUUAAUGAGGCAACAUGUGGUGACGCUGACAUGGCAACAGGUAGGUCGGAUCUCAUACACGGUCAGUGUCCUAUUAUAAAAGCAGUGGUCAUCGUCCACAUUGUUACAGUAAGUAUAGGAAGUAUGAUUCACACCGAGCCUUUUUAUCACAUUUCGUUGUCAGUAGUUGCCUAUAAAAACGGUCCAUCAAAGAGUUGCAAUGUGUAAUAAUUGAGACUGGUGGAGAGAUGAGUAGGAGAUCGAACUCGGAUCACAGCACAGGGCAUGAGUCGAGUUGGACUAAGUACUUGGAUGAAUCCUCAGCUUCUGAAAGAUGGAGUGAAAGAAGAUCAGGAUUUUCUGGUGGGCAAGAAGAAGAGCAACAACAUGAAGAAGAGAACUUGUCAAUGGUCUCUGAUGCAUCCUCGGGACCUCCACAUUGCAAGUCUGAAGACUCCUGCAAUGACGAGAACGAGUGUUCCUCUUCUUGCUUCGCUUCAACCGGUACUAAUGCACAGACAUGUAACGAGAAAAACCAGCAGAAGGACAAACGUGCCAACGAGAAUGGUGGGAAAAGGAGCACUUCUAGUUCACUCCAUGGGAAAUUCAAGUUCCCGAACUACCGCCACGAUACACCGCCCUUGAUUGCAGGAAAGGCGGCUUCUGGAAAACCAGGUCGUUCCAAGGGCAAUAGAAAGUGAUGCGGUGCUGACAAGGUUAAACUAUAAUACAGGCUCCUGUGUGCGUAGAAUAGCAGACAUAUCAAGAGUUACUUAAAAUUAUUUCUCCUGAUGACCGGCGACGCUCGGCUUGAUUUCAGGAUUAUCUGCAUCGAUCAGUACCAGUUUAUGAAAAAGCAACAUUUGUUGUUUCUUAUCACCUUAAUCUGGAUGAAUGUCUUGGAAAAUAUUAUACAUUAAUUAAUAGCGUGAACCCUUCAAAACAUGUUGAGCCCUUCGCAGCUUCCAUCUUCAUCGCCAUUACUGUAGGAAAGAACCAUGUUCAUAUUUUGUUUUAGGAAAAGUGAUUGCCCUUGCAUUCUCCUACAUGAGGAACGAAGGAAGGCUCACCAGUCUAUUCCAUUUUGA
Messenger RNA from Punica granatum (pomegranate), 1236 nucleotides. The record is from RefSeq and is a predicted model, not a curated record. NCBI's taxonomy places the organism in Eukaryota, Viridiplantae, Streptophyta, Magnoliopsida, Myrtales, Lythraceae.